Oncorhynchus nerka (sockeye salmon) is the source of this 8068-nucleotide messenger RNA. RefSeq names its product protein phosphatase 1 regulatory subunit 16A-like. The coding region runs from base 1048 to 2730 and encodes 560 amino acids. Gene Ontology annotation, cellular component: cytoplasm. NCBI's taxonomy places the organism in Eukaryota, Metazoa, Chordata, Actinopteri, Salmoniformes, Salmonidae. Gene Ontology annotation, molecular function: myosin phosphatase regulator activity; protein binding; enzyme inhibitor activity. The record is from RefSeq and is a predicted model, not a curated record. The transcript has 11 exons.
UUCCCACCCCAUCCCGCAAUGAAAUAUAUUUUGUUUCAAUACCCGGUGCAGUAGAUGGCGGCAAUAGACCUACACCAAUAGGUGUAUUCUGCCAAACAACCUUAAAAAGAAGAAGAAGAAUAUGACAGCGCAGCGGUUGUUAUGGAGAAGCAUUUCCCCGGAGGGCUGGAGAAACAUUGGGGAGCUGGCGUUGGGGACAGAAAGCAGCUGAUCGGUUUCAGACGGCCUGAGAACACGAGCUCGCGCUUCUGUCAGACUGAAUGAACUCCAUAGGUGUCAGGGGAGGGAGGUAGAAUGUUAUGUAUUCUCAGCAGCACAAUGGAUCCUUGACACGCCUUGAUGCCGGACUCUUCCUGGUUUCUGAAGCACCACCUGCACUGGCCUAUUACAGGACUAGAAGACUGACAAGUGAUCCAAUCCCAUGCAGCCCCCACCUCUGACCAACCUCUGCCCUUCCAUUCUCUCAUACUAUUGCACUCUGAAUUAAGGUUCUGUGCAGUAUUAGUUCAAAUGUCUUUAUUUUAAAAAUGUUUUUACCUCGUUGAUAUUUUUAUUUGUAUUUUUUAUAUACCGGGACCUCACGAUACAAUACUUAGGUGCCGAUAUGUAUUGUGUUUCUCAUGAUUCUAUAGUUAUUGUGAUUUGAUACUGUGAUUUUAUUUGCAUUUGAUGUUCCAAACAUAUUGCUCACCACAUGUCGGCUGCAGAGAGUCUAGAGAAAGCAUGAUAAAAUGAGUUUUGAUCAUUCAUGGAAAUAAGUGCUGAGAACAUGUUGGCUCAUUAUUUAAGAAGAAGAUGGAGAACAAGUGGUAGGAUGGCGAGUACCAGUUAACGCUUCCUAGCAAGAAAAUACAUUACAAAUCAAAAGUGGCGAUUUAUAAUGGAACUAUAUAGAUUUAUAAUAAUUUUUUUAGCGGCGAUAUGGAUUUAAGGACUGAAAUAUGGUUCAAAGUUAUUUUUCUUCACUUUCUACUGCUAAAAUCCAGAACCAGAUCAGACCAGUGAAACAGGACAACAGAGGGGGGAGGGGGUGGGCAUUGGCGUGGCAUGGCGGAGCACGGUGAGCUGCUCUGUGAGAUGGCCACGAUUGGGCGUCUGAGCGCCACGGAGCGCUUGAAGCAUGCCCAGAAGCGGCGUGCCCAGCAGCUAAAAGGCUGGGCCCAGAUGGACAAGGACAUGGCCCGCGGCGCGGGCAAGGCCGGACAGAAAAGCAACAAGAAGGGGCGCACGCGCAGGGUGGUUUUCCCCAACAACAUCACUCUGCUGGAGGCUGCAGCCCGCAAUGACCUGGAGGAGGUGAGGGAGCUGCUGAACGGUGGAGUCAGUCCAGAUCUGUACAACGAGGACGGACUCACUGCCCUUCACCAGUGCUGCAUUGAUGACUUUGUGGAGCUGGUACAGUGUCUUUUGGAUGCCGGGGCCAGUGUGAACGCCUGUGACAGUGAGCUGUGGACGCCACUUCACGCUGCUGCCACCUGUGGACACACAGACCUGGUGCAGCUCCUCGUGCAGUCUGGAGCAGAGAUGCUGGCUGUCAACGCUGAUGGCAACAUGCCCUAUGACCUUUGCGAGGACGAGGCCACUCUGGAGCUGCUUGAGAUGGUCAUGGCAGAGCAGGGUAUAACCCAGGACCGUAUAAACCGGUGUCGUGGGGCUAAGGAGAUGAAUAUGCUCACAGAUCUUCGAGUGCUGGUUCAGAAUGGAGCGGACCUGAACGCUCAGGAUGACAACGGGGCCACGCUGCUGCACAUAGCGGCGGCUAACGGCUACUUGUUGGUGGGGGAGCUGCUACUGGAGCACCGGGCCAAGGUGGAGCAGAAGGACACGGACGGCUGGACACCACUCCACGCCGCCUCCUGCUGGGGACAGAUUCUGAUGGUGGAGCAGCUGGUGGCUCAUGGGGCCAGUCUCAACACCAAGUCUGUCCUGGAAGAGACGCCGUUGGAUGUGUGUGCUGACGAGGAGGUGAGAGUCAAGCUGAUGGAGCUGAAGCACAAACACGAUGCCAUCAUGAAGAGUCAUGACCGACACAAGGGCACCUUGCAGAGACGAGCCUCCAGCACUGGCAGCAGAGGUAAGGUGGUGCGGCGUGUGAGCGUCAAUGAGCGUUCCAGCCUGUACCGGCGGGAGCACCACAAGGAGGCCAUGGUGUGGCAGGAGAGAGGCCGGCAGGCCGAGCCGCAGGACGACGACGAGGACAGACAGACGGACAACGAGCUCCACCAUCACGUUGCCAUGGCUGCAGGUACCAUGUCGAGCCUGGAGAAUGAGGAGGGAGCGGAGAGGAAGUCUAGUCUGGGGAACGGUGGGACGCCCCUUGCCCUCUCGGCGUCUGUCCCAGGGGAGCAGUGGAGUAGAGGCCGAAGGGACCACAGUGCCUCCUACCAGCUGAGCCCUGCCUCAGGGUCUGGGGGGGAAAGGGACAACAUGACCCUGGAGAAAUCCCACCAGACUCUAGCGGACCUGAAACGCCAGCGGGCUGCGGCCAAGCUCAACAAGUACCCCGCCCCACCUCUACUCCCUCCCUCAGAGGAGGAGCCUCCCUCUCCCACCCCUCUGCAGGAGGUGACCCCCUCCCGAGCCGCCCAGGAGACCCCCAGCACAGAGGUGGCAUUUCCCAGCACUGUGUACUUCACUCCAGCCAGUGGGGACCCUCCCCUGCUCAAACUACGAGCCCCAGAGGAGGACACGUCCAACAACACCAAGGAGCCCUGCUGUGGAAUCAUGUAGAGACAUACAAACACUCCCAAGCCACAAUGUAGAGACACACAAACACUCCCAAGCACCCACUGCCUGACUGGAAAUGAGGGGAUGUGUAACACUCCUAUGUGGCAAACCGAUUUCAAGUCAAAACACUACGGUGACCACCAGAUAUACUUUUUAAGGAUUCAUUGCAGUUUGAUUCAUUCUAAGCAUAUUAUUUGGUUCCGUCAAUAUGCCGUUGAAUGUUUGGUCUUAACUCCAUUUUAGUAAAUGUAGUAGUACAUUUUAUCUUCUUGCACAGAUUUAUUUUAAACCCUCCUUCCUGAAAAAUGUCAAACAUUUAAUAUAUGAGCACUUAACGUAAUGUUCCUCAUUGCUCCUCUGAGGGUGUGGCCAGAGGGGUCUAUUUGGAUCUCAGGAGACCUUAUGUGGCCACCUGGUGGCUUUUUAGGCUGUGUGUAGAGACUUACAGAUACCAGUAUUACUCUUGCAAUAGCACUGAGUACUUUCCUCUUAAGUCCCUUUUUUCAUGUGUGUUUGGGGCAGUUCAAUAAGAGUUCUCACACAGGAUGUAGCAAGCACAUACUAUAUGAAUUGGUCAUCUGACUUCAGUGAGUAAGAUGUCCCUUUUCUGCUUUGAAUAAGCACAAGAGCAGAAUGAACCAAACCUGAUUAUUAUGCUUUUUUUCAAGCUGAUAUUUGGACCAAUGAAUGAUUUUUCCUACUUAUGAUUGACUGAACAUGAUUUGAGAUGUGCACUGUAACUUGAUGUGCACUAUUGAUUGAAGGGAAGCACGGAUUAUGAUCGAGAGUGAGGCGAUUUCCUAAAGUGAUUGAUACAAAAGGGUACGUGAUAGCAUUUAUUGAUCUGACAGUGCAUCCUGAAAGUAUUCAGACCCCUUGACUUUUUUCCAAAUUUUGUUUCAUUACAGCCUUAUUCUAGUUUUUUUUUUUCUCAAUCUACACACAAUACCCCAUAAUGACAAAGCAAAUUUAUUACAAAUAAAAAACAUAAUUAUCACUUUUACACAAGUAAUCAGACCCUUUACGCAGUUCUUUUUUUGAAGCACCUUUGGCAGGGAUUACAGCUUCGAGUCUUGGGUAAGACGCUACAAUGUCAUGCUUCAACAUAAGGAAGGUAUUGGCCAGGUGUUGAGCAGUGCCUGGUUUCCUCCAGAUGUGACGCUUGGCUUUCAGGCCAAAAGUUCAAUCUUGUUUUCUUUCUUUCCUUUAAGUGCCUUUUGGCAAACUCCAAGCGGGCUGUCAUGUGCCUUUUACUAAGGAUUGGCUUCCGUCUGGAUACUCUACCAUAAAGGCCAUAAUUGGCAGAGUGCUGCAGAGCUGGUUGUCCUUCUGGAAGGUUCUCCCAUCUCCAUAGAGGAACUCUGGAGCUCUGUCAGAGUGAUCAUCAUCAGGUUCUUGGUCACGUCUUUGACCAAGGCCCUUCUCCCCUUGAUUGCUCAGUUUGGCAGGGCGGCCAGCACUACGAAGAGUGUUGGUGGUUCCAAACUUCUUCCAUUUUAAGCGUGAUUGAGCCCACUGUGUUCUUGGGGACCUUCAACGCUGUGGAAAUGUUUUUGUACCCUUCCCAGAUUUGUGCCUUGACCCAAUCCUGUCUACUGACAAUGCAUUCGACCUCAUGGCUUGAUUUUUGCUCUGACAUGCACUGUCAACUGUGGGACCUUAGACAGCUGUGUGUGCUUUUCCAAGUCAUGUCCAAUUAAUUGAAUUUACCACAGGUAAACUCGAAAAACCUGUUUUCGCUUUGUCAUUAUGGGGUAUUGUGUGUAGAUUGACGAGGGAAAUGUUUACAUAAUAAGGCUGUAACAAAAUAUACAAAGUUAAGGGGUCUGAAUUCUUUCCGAAUUCACUAUUUGUUUUCCAGACACACCAGUCUGUCUGACAGGGUACAGAAUUGGGAUUGUUUUUGAGAAGUUUAUUUUUCUCAUUGGUUUAAAUUUGUAUCACAUUUAAGUGUAGACAAGUGCUUAUUGCCCUACCUUUCUCCUGAUCAGCAUUCAUCACUGUUAUUAAAAUGAUUUAAUGAACAAAAAAAUAAUCUGUUCAAGUGCACUAAGAAAAUUGUACAUUUUAAUAAGUCUAAGAUGCAAUUUGUUAACGAGUUGUUGUUUUUUGUUUUUUCCUAAAUGAUUGUAAGAGAUUCUUCUAUUUAAAUGAAGGUGUUUUUGUCAUGAUGUUCAAUGUUCCUCCUCAGGAUGACAACUUUCUCUAUUUGAACACUCUGAAUAGUGAUGUAUAUGUCGUGCUCAGUGGCUACAGUAGGUUGUCCUUAACCAUUCCUUCACAACAAACCUUUCCUUCCUAGAAACCAGGAUCUACCUUGUUUUCUAUACAUUUCUGUCAGGGGCGGCAGGGAAGCCUAGUGGUUAGAGCGUUGUACUAGUAACCGCAAGGUUGCAAGUUCAAACCCCCGAGCUGACAAGGUACAAAUCUGUCGUUCUGCCCCUGAACAGUCAGUUAACCCACUGUUCCUAGGCCGUCAUUGAAAAUAAGAAUUUGUUCUUAACUGACUUGCCUGGUUAAAUAAAGGUAAAAUAAAAUAAAAGGUGCUGUGAUGACCCCGUCAUUUAAUUUAGACUAUCUUGUUUAACCUCGUCAGUGUGAUGGUUUAUCAACAGUAAGUGCCUUCUGUAGCACAGGAGGUUUGAGGCACAGGCUCGUGGUAAUGGCUGGAGUGGAAUGGUAUCAAUGGUUUCUAUGUGUUUGAUGGUAUUCCAUUCGCUCUGUUCCAGCCAUUAUUAUGAGCCGUUCUCACCUCCGCAGCCUCCACUGUUCUGUAGGGUUGGCGAAGUGAAAAAUAUACCGAACAAAAAUAUAAAUGCAACAUGUAAAGUGUUGGUCCCAUGUUCAUAAAAGAUUCCAGAAAUAAAUGAUUCCAGAAAUGUUCCAUAUGCAAGAAAAAAGUGUAUUUCUCGCUAAAUGUUGUGCACAAAUUUGUUUACAUCGCUGUUAGUGAGCUUUUCUCCUAUGCCAAGAUAAUCCAUCCACCUGACAGGUGUGGCAUAUCAAGAAGCUGAUUAAACGGCAUGAUCAUGACACAGGUGCACCUUGUGCUGGGCACAUUUAAAGGAUGUCUCAAGUUUGUGGGAAUGUGCAAUUGGCAUGUUGACUGCAGAAAAUGACUACCAGAGCUGUUGCCAGAGAAUUUCAUGUUAAUUUCUCUACCAUAAGCCACCUCCAACGUUAUUUUAGAGAACUUGUUAGUACGUCCAACCGGCCAUUUUAAUUAUUUUUUUGUAUGAGACAUGGGCUUAAGAAUACUUGUGUAGACAUUGUCACUUAUUUGUAUACGUUGGGAGUCAGGUGGACAGUCAUGCUUGCUCUCUUAAAGCGGCAAUCCUUAACUGAAGUUUUAAGUGUUCUCACUGCCACCGUUUCAGUAACAAGCUGAGGGAUGAGGCUGGAGAAAUGCAACCACUCUCAAACCAUCGACUACGCUAUGGAUGCAAGGACCAUCCGUGAUAUCAAAAUGAUCGUUUUAACCACAUUUUUUGGGCUAUACAGUGGUUCUUUACAUUUACUUUGUUUACAAACAUUGGAGUAAAACAAGCUUAUAUUUUGGGUUCUGAUGGGGUAUGAUAGUUGAACUAAGCUCACGAGGAAUUUAUACAUUAUAUUCUUCAAGAAUCAAUGGGUACUUAUUCAUCAGUCCAAAAAAUGUAUGUAGUAACUAAGGAAUGCCUCCAAUAGAUAUACCGUUGAAGUUGGAAGUUUACAUACACCUUAGCCAAAUAGAUUUAAACUCAGUUUUUCACAAUUCCUUACAUUUAAUCCAAGUAAAACAAUUCUGUCUUAGUUAGCAUCACCACUUUAUUUUAAGAAUGUGAAAUGUCAGAAUAAUAGUGAUUUAUUUCAGCUUUUUUUAUCAUAUUCCCAGUGGGACAGAAGUUGACAUGCACUCAAUUAGUAUUUGGUAGCAUUGCCUUAAAAUUGUUUAACUUGGGUCAAACAUUUCGGGUACCUUCCACAAGCUUCUGACAAUAAGUUGGGUGAAUUUUGGCCCAUUACUCCUGAUAGAGCUGGUGUAACUGAGUCAGGUUUGUAGGCCUCCUUGCUCGCACAUGCUUUUUCAGUUCUGCCCACAAAUUUGUCCGGGCUUUGUGAUGGCCACUCUAAUACCUUGACUUUGUUGUCCUUAAGCCAUUUUGCCACAACUUUGGAAGUAUGCUUGGGUUCAUUGUCCAUUUGGAAGACUCAUUUGCGACCACACUUUAACUUCCUGUCUGAUGUCUUGAGAUGUUGCUUCAAUAUAACCACACAAUUUUCCCUCAUGAUGCCAUCUAUUUUGUGAAGUGCACCAGUCCCUCCUGCAGCAAAGCACCCCCAAAACAUGAUGCUGCCACCCCCGUGCUUCACGGUUGGGAUGAUGUUCUUCGGCUUGCAAGCCUCCGCCUUUUUCCUCCAAAAAUAACGAUGAUAAUUUUAGCCAAACAGUUCUAUUUUUGUUUCAUCAGACCAGAGGACAUUUCUACAAAAAGUAUGAUCUUUGUCCCCAUGUGCAGUUGCAAACCGUAGUCUGUCUUUUUAUGGCGGUUUUGGAGCAGUGGCUUCUUCCUUGCUGAGCGGCCUUUCAGGUUAUGUCGAUAUAGGAAUUGUUUUACUGUGGAUAUAGAUACUUUUGUACCUGUUUCCUCCAGCAUCUUCACAAGGUCCUUUGCUGUUGUUCUGGGAUUGAUUUGCAGUUCUGCACCAAAGUACGUUCAUCUCUAGGAGACAGAAUGAAUCUCCUUCCUGAGCGGUAUGACAGCUGCGUGGUCCAUGGUGUUUAUACUUGCGUACUAUUGUUUGAUGAACGUGGUACCUUCAGGCAUUUGGAAAUUGCUCCCAGGGAUGAAACAGACUUGUAGAGUCUGCAGUUUUUUUUUUCUGAGGUCUUUGCUGAUCUCUUUUAAUUUUGCCAUGACGUCAAGCAGAGGCACUGAGUUUGAAGAUAGGCCUUGAAAUACAUCCACAGGUACACCUCCAAUUGACUCAAAUGAUGUCAAUUAGAUUAUCAGAAUCUUCUAAAGCCAUGACAUUUUCUGGAAAUUUCCAAGCUGUUUAAAGGCACAGUCAACUUAGUGUAUGUAAACUUCUGACCCACUGGAAUUGUGAUACAUUGAAAUAUAAGUUAAAUAAUAUGUAAACAAUCCAUGUCCCAUUUUUGUGUGAUUUUGUUGUCAGCACAUUCAACUAUGUAAAGAAAAAAGUAUUUAAUAAGAAUAUUUCAUUUAUUCAGAUCUAGGAUGUGUUAUUUUAGUGUUCCCUUAAUUUUUUUGAUUAGUUGUUUUGUGUAUAUUGUCAUGUGUUCAAUGUGUUUUUACUACGUGCCCCCAGGGGAGAAUAAAGACUGCUCUACUACUGC